Molecule: messenger RNA, 1226 nt
Organism: Chelmon rostratus (copperband butterflyfish)
Lineage: Eukaryota; Metazoa; Chordata; Actinopteri; Chaetodontiformes; Chaetodontidae
Gene: aqp11
Product: aquaporin 11
Exons: 3
Coding region: 1-816 (271 amino acids)
Biological process (GO): transmembrane transport
Cellular component (GO): membrane; cytoplasm
Molecular function (GO): channel activity
Source: RefSeq, a predicted model, not a curated record
AUGACUGCGGACGUGGCGGUGUCUCUGUCGUUGCUCGCGGGAAUCGUCGCGCUCAGCGACGCGACCCGCAGGGUGUUGAGCAGGGCCCUCGCGGACACCGGGCUCUCUGUGUACGCGGUGGAGCUCGUGUCCACCUUCCAGCUGUGCUGCUGCACGCACGAGCUGAAGCUGCUGUCAGAGGUGGGCGGAAUCGAGCCUCGACUCGCACUCACCUUCACGUACCUGGCAUCUGUGGUUCACGGGCUCACCUUCAGCGGGGCCAUCGGCAACCCCUCCGGUGCCCUCGAGCACGCAUACCACGCCAGGCUCUCGGGCGGAUGCGCCCUGAGGCGGAUCGCGUGCCAGUUCGCUGCGGCCGCCGCUGCGCGAGCCGCAGUCCCGGUGAUCUGGGGGGUCGGCUUGUCGGGGCUGCACGUGCGGCAUAAACUGCUCGGUUACCGGUGCAUCAGCCCCAUUCACGUGCCCCUGCCCAAGGCCACCGCCGUGGAGCUCGCGUGCGCCUUUGCGGUUCAGACUGCAAUUACGCACACGCGGACGGUGGAUGAGAAAUACCGCGUGCACGCGGUAGCUGCGGUGAUCGCAACAGUAGUUUAUGCAGGUGGCAGUCUGACAGGUGCAGUGUUUAACCCUGCGUUGGCCUUCUCCACACAGUUCCCCUGCAGUGGAAACUCCUUCCUGGAGUAUUGUCUGGUCUACUGGCUGGGCCCUUUGCUGGGUAUGAUGAGCUCAGUGCUGCUGUUCGAUAAACUCGUCCCGCUGCUGUGGAGGAAAUCACCAUCUCUCCGUCUCCCUCCGGAGGCCAAGAAGAGGACAUGAGCACCAGCAGGAAGAACAGGUGGAGGCUGACCUGCUGCUGAUUUCAGCCAACAACAACACUGAUAUGCACUUUCACAAAGACUUUAACCUGAAGGGUUUUUGAUACAAAGGACCAGGAUUACCCAGACCAGGUUUUUUGAAUGAUUCCACCUCAACUGAAGACUCUAAUUUAGUGUUUUUAAUUAUUUAAGUUAGAAUUCACAAACAAGUUUUUAGUUUACAAGGCGAUCCAGCACACAUCAACACUGAAGACGUCAAAUAUCCGUCACUGGAAUAUGAACAUCAAUAACUAACACAGGAAAAUGUGCUUUGUCCUGCAGAUUCCAGCAUGAUAUGGAAUCAUAGUUGAUAGUCGAGAUCAGACUGGAUCCACACAGCUGCUGAAAACACACUGACAUUUGUUUACAUUA